UGUCCGUUAUAUAUUCGUUAUUCUGUGAAAAAUACGCGCUAUGAAAAAUGUUUCGUUAUUCGGCCUUUCGAUAGUGCAUUACAACAUAGACCCGUUAUUCAUGCGGUUCGACAUUCAUGACAUUUGGACGAAAAAAUACGGAGCGAUUAUGUGUUGGUGAAAUGUGUGUGACAAUGUUGGGAGCUUGAUCAUCACGUGUUUCUAACAACGUCUUUGGCGAAACUUACGACCUUUAUUGUUAUCACAGUGUAAUGACAAGCCAGUGCUUAAACACACCUUAAUCAUCAACCUGUCACCUGACGAUGAAAUGACGAUUACUCCGAUGGUACCAUGUUACAUGAAACCCUCCGGAUGCACACGAUGGCAGCCUCUUAGGUUUGGAAGCAGCACGCCGAUAAAGCCAGGUGACGUAUGCUCUUUGCUGCCUGACAAAUGUUGGUUUAAGGUCAUCUCUGUGCCAGAAACGAUGGAAAAAAACGAUCAGACGUUAAAGAGAAAAGCUGAGGAAGAUUUCAACCAAGAUAUAGUGGACAGCAAGAAAGUAUGUCUGUCGUUCAAUACGGAAGCUGUUACGUCUGCUGUUGAAACUUUGAAUGAUUUCCUCAACGACAAGGAUUCCCUGGCCAAAUGUCCGAUUCCUGUCAUUAAUGGAAACGAGCACGGAGACACAGCCGCGCCAUUCUUGCAAGAAAUCUAUUCCACAAGCUACCCAGAAGGAAGCGACGUAUCCGCGACUUGCUCCAAAAUAUCGUCAGAUCUUCCAGAUGCAGCCGAGGCUUCCGUUGAAUGCGAGAGCAAUGCGAAACGGGAAAAGAGAAGCGACGAGUCGACGAAUGUCGAGCCGGAGGAGAGACCCACGUGCGAUCUCGAUGCUCACUUCGAUCAGGCGAGCGAUCAGGAAGCGAUUAUCGAAGCAGUAGCACCGAUGAGGGACGAAUCCCGAUCACCUGUUGCGCGUCGAGAUCGAGCGAGCAACUCGAAUCGCGAGAACAACGACGUUCCUAAGAGGGAGAAGUGCACGUAUGGUACUCGGUGUUAUCGGAAGAAUCCUAACCACAAGAAUAACUACAGUCAUCCGGGCGAUGCUGAUUACGAUGCCGAUGCCGAUGAAGUGGAUAACCGGGAGGAAUGUCCGUAUGGCAACAAGUGUUACCGCAAGAAUCCACAGCACAAGGCGCAAUUCAAGCAUAUAAGCAUGCCUCGUCGUCGUCGUAAAGUCGCCAACUCUGCGCAGCAGCCGGCUGUUGUGGACACGGAAACAGACGCAUCGUCCAUGGAGUCCGUCGACGAGUCUGAUUACGAGCCGUCCGUUUACACAGAGAGCUCAGACACGAGGAGCGACUCGGACGAGAGCAGGAGCGAAUGGGAGGACGGCACGACCGGCUAACGAAGAUGACUUCUUCCUUUUCUCUCUGUCGUUGGACGUUGUUACAUGUCGAGAACGUACAAAUUGUAGAUCCAUCUUUAUAGCAAUAUGAAUUUAUUUUCGUACGAAAUAUUUAUUUUUAUAUUGGGCUAAUAUAUGUACCUGCAACUUACGUGCUCAACGUUUAAAAAGAAAAGUACAUAUAAAAGGUAUUAGUUAUAUAUUACAUAUAUAUAUAUGUAUAUAUCACAA
Messenger RNA from Dinoponera quadriceps, 1618 nucleotides. RefSeq names its product aprataxin and PNK-like factor. The coding region runs from base 308 to 1387 and encodes 359 amino acids. Gene Ontology annotation, biological process: double-strand break repair. Gene Ontology annotation, cellular component: site of double-strand break; nucleus. The transcript is spliced from 6 exons. The record is from RefSeq and is a predicted model, not a curated record. NCBI's taxonomy places the organism in Eukaryota, Metazoa, Arthropoda, Insecta, Hymenoptera, Formicidae. Gene Ontology annotation, molecular function: protein binding; DNA-(apurinic or apyrimidinic site) endonuclease activity; 3'-5' exonuclease activity.